Molecule: messenger RNA, 2976 nt
Organism: Prorocentrum cordatum
Lineage: Eukaryota; Dinophyceae; Prorocentrales; Prorocentraceae
Source: the annotation of a GenBank genome assembly
GUCUCUACCUUGCAACUUGCAAUGGUGCAGCACACGUUUUUGACGGCCAUUGCCCAACGCGAUCAGUUUUUGUACUUGCUUGUGUUCGCAUCUUUGGCCGUCUUUGUCAGCCUGGUGCCAGGCCUUGCUUCGACGACCGCUUGGUUGAUCCUUGCCAUUCGCCAGGCCAUGAUACAGUCGCAGGGCGAAGCCCUCCUAUUCUUUUCUCUAUCCCUCGUCUACUUCGCCAGUUUCGCCGCCGCCAGACCCUGGUCGAUGUGCGCUGGGCCCGUUCCAAAGGUCAUGGGCCAGAGAUCCCCUGGCGCUGGCCCCCCGUGCAGGAUCACGGCGGAGCCCACGAGAACCAGCGCCGCGAAGAUCACUCAGGCGUCCGCCAAGACACUCGAGCAGCGGGACGCGGACGCGCACCUGAUCAAGACAACCGACAGGGAGCGCCUGCCCUCCGAUGCCUCGACGUUCUCGAGGCUAGUUGGUGCAUGCGCCAGGCUGGGCAACGCUGAUCUGACGCUGGAUCUGUUCGACCACAUGUUGAAGAAUGGAGUCGGCUGCGACUGUCGGUCGAUAAACAGUGGCACCGCCGGCAAGUUCUUCAAGCUCGUGGCGCAGAACUUGGACGACAAGCGCCUGCAAAGAGACGGGAUUCAGCUCAUGCGGGCGGCCAUGGCUCUUGGUAUCUCGCCCUCCAGCCACGUCCAGAAUCAGGUCAUUCGCUCAUGGAGGAGCAAACUUCCUGACCACGUCGUGGAGGCCUUCUUGGGCCUGCGAGAGGAAGGCAUGCACUUCUGCGCGACCGCGUACCGCUGCAUCAUGGCCGCGCACGAGCGGACCGAGCCAGUGUUCACGCUGCAACUCUACGAUGAGGCGGUGGAGCUGGGUGUCAAGAUCGACCGCGUGGCGUUCAACGCAGUGCUGUGCGCCUGCUCACGCCUCGGCAUGACGAAACAGGCCUUGGAGCUAUUCGAGCGGAUGCCCGAGCUCGGGCUGGUCCCGAAUGGGAAGACCUACGGCUCUCUCAUCAGGGCCUGCACCGGCGGCAGGAAGAUCAAGCAGGCGUUUGAGCUCUUCGAGUCGAUGCGGGCGGCUAGCAUCGAACCCAACCGCUUCACCUUCCGCGACGCCAUCCACUGCUGCGUUAAGCUGGGGAAACUCGACGAGGCCUACGAUCUUUACAGGGAGAUGGCUGCGGCUGACGAAGUCUCUUGCAGCAGCACGCGUAUUCGCAUCUUGGAUGCAUGCCGUGAGAGCGUCCGCCUGUCAGUCGCAGAUCGCAUCCAGGCAGACAUUGGGCCCAUGGGGCUGGAGGACGUGGAGCGACGCUAUCCAAUUUCGUGGUCGGGGUUGACUCACACGGUGUCGCAGCGGGGUGGUAAGAGUAAAACAAUUGUGAACAAUGUGUUUGGUCAUUGCGAUCCUGGGCAGAUGAUGGCCAUCAUGGGCCCCUCGGGAUGCGGCAAGACCUCGUUGCUUGACCUAUUGGGCGGUCGCGUGGGCAGUGGGACCACAACGGGCGAUAUCUUAUACGGCUGUAAGCAGCAUCCUGCGAAUCUCCGUAAGAUCGUCAGCUACGUGACGCAGGAGGACUCGCUCCUCACGUGCUUCACUGUGCGCGAGACGCUGCGCUACGCCUCGUGGCUCGCCGAUGCUUCUUCGAACAGCAGAGAGCAGGUGAUCCAGGAAGUAAUUGAGCAGAUGGGACUGCUGGCCUGCGCCGAGACCCGAGUGGGAGACCCGCUGAUCAAGGGCAUCUCCGGAGGCCAGAAGCGCCGCCUCAGCAUCGCCAUCGAGCUGCUGCAUCGCUCCCCCAUCCUCUUGCUGGACGAGCCGACAUCGGGGCUGGACUCCACGGCCGCCAUGCAGGUGAUCGAGCAUUUGCGCGACGUCGCGAAGAAGGGCCACACGGUCGUCAUGAGCAUCCACCAGGCGAGCUCCAGGGCCUACGGCCUCUUCGACUCGUUGUGCCUGCUGUCGAAGGGCCAGCAGGUCUACUUCGGCCCCACGACCGACGUCGCCAUCGAGCACUUUGCCGCGCAUGGCCACGCGUGCCCGCGGUACUCCAACCCGGCGGAGUUUUUCCUGGAGGUCAUCAACACCGAUUUCGGCGCGGAGGGCGGCGGGGCGAGGCUGGAGGGCCUCGUCCGGGCGUUCGACGGGUCCGAGCUGGCGGCGUCGAUGCGGAAGGCCGCGGAGCGGCACGAGGCGCCGCAGCGCAUGAACUGGAAGAACCCGUACAUCUUCUGCGUGCGCCUGGCGAUGUACAUCGCGCUGGCGUUCAUGGUCGGGACAAUGUACUACGACGUGGGCGAGGUGGCCCGCAGGGACGAGCCCGUGGACGGAGCGGCUGCGGCCACGUCGCUCCUGGCGCUUCUGUUCUACGUUCAGGCGUUCCUUGUCUUCAUGUCCGUCGCGAUCCUCCCGUUCUUCCUGGAGAUCAGGGACGUCUUCCGGCGGGAGCGGGCGAACGGGCAGAUCACCUGUCUGCCGUACGUGCUCGCAGAUUUUCUCGCCGGACUUCCCGGCGUUACGCUCAUCGCUCUGAUCUCCACGAUGCUUGUCGUCUGGCUCGCUAACCUCAAUGGCUUUGGCCAGUUCUUCGCGAACUUGCUACUGUCCUUGAUUGUCGCCGAAUCCCUAAUGCAUGUGAUUGGCGCUGCCCAGCCACACUACAUCAUCGGCAUGGCGUUCGGGGCAGGCCUUUUCGGCAUGUUCAUGCUCUGCGAGGGAUUCAUGGUCAAGCCCCAGGACAUCCCAGACGGCUGGAUCUGGGGCUACUACCUUGCCUUCCACACUUAUUCCUUCGAGUGGUUUGUGCACAACCAGUUCGACGACGGGACCCGCAUCGGCGAGGCAAUCCUGAAGAGUUUCGACAUGGAGAACGUAGACCCGCUCCGGAAUGCUCUCAUCCUGUCGGCGUACGCGGUAGUCUUCCAGGCGGCUUAUUUCGCUGUCCUGAAGGUCUUCCACACAGGGAAGCGUUGA